CGGCGAUACUUCCGGGUAAAUUUGUUGUUGAUGUCAACAUGGCGUCCCAGUGCAGUCUCUCUACACUUUUUCCUUUACAGAGUCAGCUUGAAUGUGAUUUAGAUGAGGCUACGACUGAAGAUAAGGAACAACUUGUCCAUCAGUAUCUGAAAAAAUUAGACGAUGGGGAGGACAUGAAGACGCCCGAUUUCCACCCAGGUUUAGAGUGGCUGAACACAGAGGGGCCUCUGUCUUUGAACAAGGAGCUGGCCGGUAAAGUGGUGCUGCUGGACUUCUUCACUUACUGCUGCAUCAACUGCAUGCAUAUCCUGCCUGAUCUGCACCAGCUAGAGAAGAGACACUCUGUUAAAGAUGGAUUAGUGAUUGUUGGCGUGCACUCGGCCAAGUUCCCCAAUGAAAAAGUCCUGGACAACAUCCGCAGAGCCGUGCUCCGCUACAACAUCUGCCACCCUGUGGUGAACGACAGCGAGGCAUCGCUUUGGCACGAACUGGAGGUCUCCUGUUGGCCCACGCUGGUCCUGCUGGGACCUCGUGGAAACUUGCUCUUCUCCCUGGUGGGUGAAGGCCACCGCGACAGGCUGAUGCUCUUCACCGACAGCACGCUCCGGUUUUAUAAGGAGAAGAGUCUGCUGAAGACUCACUCUGUGGGGAUCAAGCUGUACAAAGACUCUUUACCUCCCAGCAUCCUUUCCUUUCCGGGGAAGGUGGCUGUUGACAGGAGCAGCCAAAGGCUGGUGAUCGCAGACUCAGGGCAUCACAGAAUUCUGGUGGUGUCUUCUACAGGUCAGCUGCUGCAUACCAUCGGAGGAUCUACAAGAGGAAGACAAGAUGGUAGCUUCUCUGAAGCCUCCUUCAGCUCCCCUCAGGGCGUUGCCAUCAAAGAGGAUGUUGUGUACGUGGCCGACACAGAAAACCACCUGAUACGAAAGAUUGACCUCUCACAGGGACGAGUCAGCACUCUAGCUGGAGUUGGUGCUCAGGGGACAGACAAAGAGGGUGGAGCCAUGGGACCUCAGCAGCCAAUCAGCUCUCCCUGGGAUCUGACUCUUGGCACAGCUGGCAGAGCAGAGGACAACGUGCUGUGGAUCGCCAUGGCAGGGACCCACCAGAUCUGGGCUUUGUUCCUGGCGGAUGGAAAACUGCCCAAAGGAAGCGAGUCCAAGGCAGGGAUGUGUGUGCGAUGGGCCGGCAGCGGCAACGAGGAAAACCGAAACAAUGCCUACCCUCACAAGGCGGGCUUCGCUCAGCCCUCAGGGCUGGCUUCUGCCCCAGAAGAACCCUGGAGCUGCCUGUUCGUGGCCGACAGUGAAAGCAGCACCAUCCGCACACUGGCUCUGAAGGACGGAGCCGUCAAGCAUCUGGUCGGAGGAGAGCGGGACCCGCUGAACCUUUUUGCUUUUGGGGAUGUUGACGGAAAAGGAGUGGACGCCAAGCUGCAGCAUCCUCUCGGCGUUGCCUGGGCUGCUGAACAAAAGCUGCUCUAUGUGGCCGACUCCUACAACCACAAGAUCAAAGUGGUGGAUCCAAAGACAAAGCUGUGUAGCACGUUAGCAGGAACAGGGGAGGCGGGAGACGCUCUGGGCCCAGAAUUCAACAAAUCUGGCUUCAACGAGCCUGGAGGACUCUGCAUCAGUGACAACGGGAAGCUUCUUUAUGUAGCUGAUACCAACAACCACCUUGUCAAAGUGCUGGACCUGGACACCAGGACUGUCUCUGUGUUCCCUGUCUUCGGUGAGUGCCUGGACUCGGCUCCUUCAAAGACUUCGGCUGCUACCAAAGUCCCAAAGCUGCCUAAAUCAGCUGUCAGGAAGGAGCUGUCACUGGUGACGGCAUCUGCAGGACAGACUGUCAUCAUGUCACUUAUGAUCUCACUUCCAGAAGGAGCCAAACUCAACAGAGAAGCACCGAGCUGCUGGGCGCUCUCGUCCGAGGGUAACGACUGUCUGCUGGAUGGUCAAGCGACGACUGGAGAAAUCUUGGAUCUCUCGCAGCCUCUCUCUGUCUCAGCCAGACUUCCAGCUGUCCUACAGAAUCCAAACGCCAGCUUCACGCUAAGCGUGUGGGUCUACUACUGUAUGGAGGGGGGAGAGGCCUGUAUGAUGAAGGCAGCAUCCUUUCACCAGCCUCUUCUUCUAAACAGCAGUCCUGGAGGGGGAGAAGUCACCGUGGCGCUGCCUCUCAUCAUCUAAAACCUUCCAACCACUCAGCAUUGAGAUUUACACCCAUGUUUGCUCUGUUUACAACAUUGAAAGAAGACGAAUUGGUUUUGAGAGUUUCUUGAAUGAAAUGAAAAUUGAAUUUCAGGCUCCUCAGAUGCUCGUGCUAUAGCAUACAAUACUACAGUACUGUGAUUUAUUAGCCUGUAAAAGUAUUUGCAUUAUUUUUUAGGCUGAUACUUGAAGUUUAUAAUAAUAAUAAUAAUAAUGCAUAAAAUGCAGCAGCCUGUUAACUAUGAAUUCUAUAACAGCGGCAGGCUUAUGGAUCAAUACUAGGAGAACUUUCCCUCAUGUUAUGGAGACUGGAUGAACACGGAUCAUAAAAGAUGUUUUCUGGAUUCAGUAGAAAGCCUGAUUAGUUUUAACAGCAGGUGGUAGAGAUGGACUUCCUGUUGGUUUAUUGUUGAAGAUUUACUCAUUUCUACAACAAGAAAAUUAACUUUCAGAUCUGGUGAAUAGAAUAUUUUUCUACAACUUCAAAGAAGUCAUUUCUGAACAGUUUCUGAAUCAAUUUCCCUCAAAAGCAUAAUUUCUUUUUCAUAAAUUCCUUUCUGUUCCAACUUCACCAAAAGAACUCAGUCAAAAAGAAAAUGUUUAUUCCAGCUGGUGUUUAAUUCGGUUUUAGUCUGUAUUUGAAUAUGAAAGCUCUGAAACUAUGAUUUAUACUUCAUACAAGAAGACCAUUACAAUAAGAAAGCAAAAGUAUUCGGUGUUUUAUUCAUGUGAAGGGAGAAAGAAUAGAGGCUGAUAUGAGUGUCAUCCGUCUGUUCUGUGGGGUUAAGGAUGCUUAUCUAUGCAGAGACUCAUGUUUAUGAAAUCACACUGGAGAAUAUGUGUUUGUUGCAUAUUUUAAGAGUUUGGGAUGGUGCCUUCAGGAGCUCCGUCUCCCAGGUGUGUGUUUCCUGUGUGCAGCUGAUCAUACUCUUAAUUCUUGCAGACCUGUUUGAAUCAGACUGUUGUAAAAGUUCGAAGUGAUGACUAAGCUGCCUGUUCUCGAUAAGGUUGGACUGAUGACGCCGAGCUGGAGUUAAAAUCUCACCGCCGUGCUUGAACAAAGGGAACACGACAUCAAAUACACGCUCCACCAGCGAUGAUGUGGAUCCUCCUCAGAGCUACGAGUUGUUUAGUUCAUCUUUCUGUUUGAUGAUGUUUGUCACCCUCAUAUUUAUUUCAGAUGACUUGGUCCAAGUGCCUCGGGGAGGGGGUGGAGUCUGUGUGGAUGGCGCUUAUGAAGCAACAACAUUACUGUUCUGUAAUGAAAGGAGCUGUAUUGAAAUGAAAUGCACACGUUCAGUCAGCGCGCCGCCCAGCCCCCCCAAACUAUAAUGGCUUUGUUUUGCUUUUUAAGACGCCUGUCCCCGGUAGGACCUUGUACAUGCAUUGUCUUCUUAAUGCAUCACAGCAAGAAAACAAAUCUAACUAAUAAACAUAUUUAUCUACUCCA
This is a messenger RNA of Nothobranchius furzeri (turquoise killifish), 3660 nucleotides long. RefSeq names its product NHL repeat containing 2 (gene nhlrc2). The record is from RefSeq and is a predicted model, not a curated record. NCBI's taxonomy places the organism in Eukaryota, Metazoa, Chordata, Actinopteri, Cyprinodontiformes, Nothobranchiidae. Gene Ontology annotation, molecular function: protein binding.